Molecule: messenger RNA, 2699 nt
Organism: Physcomitrium patens
Lineage: Eukaryota; Viridiplantae; Streptophyta; Bryopsida; Funariales; Funariaceae
Product: stromal 70 kDa heat shock-related protein, chloroplastic
Biological process (GO): protein folding
Molecular function (GO): ATP-dependent protein folding chaperone; ATP binding
Source: RefSeq, a predicted model, not a curated record
AUAAGCCUUGGCCAUAUCCGGGAUUGCAUGCAACUCCUUUGUGUCUUCGUUACUGCACUAUAGAUCCCCACACGUCGUCAAUUUAGUCGAGUUUUGAGUAGAUUUAAUGUGUGGAUUUCAACCACACUUGUUGCGAAGGUUUUACUGCCAUUCCUGCAAAGAUUGGACUGCAAUUGAACUGCGGUACGUGCUUGGUGCCAUUGUAUGAUUAGUUGCGUUCGAGAGUUCUUUUUUUCUGGAUGGGAUCCAUUGGUCAUUGAAGUGGCAACAUACUAUUGUUAAAGGUGGACCAUCGGUGUUUUUACUGCACAUGGCAUCCGCGGUGGGAUCUGUGGCAUUCUUGCCCUGUUCAGUUGCAGGACAGGGGAGUGUCGUCUACAAAGUUCGCUUUUCAAAGCAUCGGAAAUGCACAUUGCGUGGUCAGAAGCCUUCGGAUAGAGCCUUCUUCGGAGGGGAUUUUUCUAUUUCAAGAAGUACUCAGGAAUGCAAUUCAAAGCAUGAAAGGAGCUCAAGGCCUCUUCGUGUAACUGCCGAAAAAGUUGUCGGCAUUGAUCUUGGAACAACAAACUCUGCAAUGGCAGCUAUGGAAGGUGGACAGCCUACAAUAAUUACUAAUUCUGAGGGCCAGAGGACAACCCCUUCGGUUGUUGCGUACACGAAGAAAGGUGAUCGAUUAGUGGGGCAGAUUGCUAAGCGCCAAGCUGUAGUGAACCCUGCGAACACAUUUUACUCAGUCAAGCGAUUCAUUGGACGGAAAAUGAACGAAGUGGAAGAUGAGUCCAAGCAAGUUUCUUACCAAGUCAUUCGAGACUCCAAUGGUAAUGUGAAACUCGAUUGUCCAGCAAUCAACAAGCAGUUUGCUGCUGAAGAAAUAUCCGCGCAGGUUCUAAGAAAAUUGGUAGACGAUGCCAGCAAGUUUCUAAGCGACAAAGUUGACAAGGCUGUUAUAACAGUGCCUGCUUACUUCAACGACAGUCAACGCCAGGCUACUAAAGAUGCUGGUCGAAUUGCUGGAAUUGAUGUACUGAGAAUCAUCAACGAACCCACUGCGGCAUCGUUGGCAUAUGGUUUCGACAAGAAGAAAAACGAAACUAUCUUGGUCUUUGACCUUGGCGGGGGCACCUUUGAUGUUUCAGUCUUGGAAGUUGGAGAUGGGGUUUUUGAAGUACUUUCCACAGCGGGAGACACCCAUCUCGGUGGUGACGACUUUGACAAGAGAAUAGUGGAUUGGCUGGCGAAAGAAUUCAAAGCCGCUGAAGGCAUUGACCUCUUAAAGGAUGCUCAAGCACUUCAGAGGCUGACUGAAAGUGCUGAAAAAGCUAAGAUUGAAUUAUCCUCCCUCACUCAGACAACUAUCAGUCUUCCUUUUAUUACAGCGACUGCGGAGGGACCUAAGCACAUUGAUACAACACUUACACGUGCCAAGUUUGAGGAGUUGUGUUCGGAUCUCUUAGACAGAUGUCGUGAGCCAGUAAAGAGAGCUUUAGACGAUGCCAAGUUGAGUCUCAAGGAUUUGCAGGAAGUUGUCUUGGUGGGAGGGUCGACUCGAAUUCCUAGUGUGCAGCAAUUGGUCAAGCAGAUGACAGGAAAAGAUCCAAAUGUUACUGUUAAUCCUGAUGAAGUUGUUGCUCUUGGUGCAGCAGUUCAGGCUGGAGUUCUAUCUGGUGAGGUUGGUAAUAUUGUGCUUCUGGAUGUUUCGCCUCUAUCGCUAGGACUGGAAACUUUGGGGGGUGUCAUGACAAAGAUCAUUCCUCGAAAUACGACACUGCCGACUUCCAAGAAAGAGGUCUUCUCUACUGCGGCUGAUGGUCAAACAAGCGUCGAGAUUAAUGUGCUCCAGGGAGAACGUGAGUUUGUAAGGGAUAAUAAAUCGCUCGGAAGCUUCAGGUUGGAUGGGAUUGUACCUGCACCACGUGGAGUUCCACAAAUCGAGGUGACCUUUGAUAUUGAUGCCAAUGGCAUUUUAUCGGUCACAGCUAUGGACAAAGGAUCAGGAAAGAAGCAGGACAUCCAGAUAACUGGUGCCUCCACCCUCAACAAAGAUGAUGUGGAGAGAAUGGUCCAAGAAGCAGAAAGAAAUGCAGAAGAAGAUAAGAAACGCAGGGAGGUUAUUGAUUUAAAAAAUCAGAGUGAUAGUAUGAUUUAUCAGGCAGAGAAGCAGUUGAAGGAACUGAGUGACAAAGUUCCAGCAGACCUGAAGAGUCGUGUGGAAACGAAGGUGGUCGAUCUCAAGGAAGCCGCGAAGACAGAGGAUGUGGAAAAAAUGAAAAGAGCUCAAGAAGCGUUACAACAAGAAGUAAUGCAAAUUGGACAAGCAAUAUAUGGAAGCGGCGCUGCACACGCAGGCCCUGCACAACCUGGUUCCGGAGCUGCUUCAUCACCUCCUGGAGAUGAUGCUGAGGUGAUUGAUGCAGACUUCACUGAUUCAACGUGAAAUGUAGGGGCCAAUUGACAACAACUUCAUCUACUGUGUGAAAAUGAAGUCGCCGACCUUGGGGAACGCUUAUGAGCAGUCAUUUGUAACAGUUGUAUAUAAACAGGUCAAUCAAUUCAUGUGUAUCUGAAAAUGCUUUAGUAACUUAGGAUAGUAGUUAGAUAUUACUCCGCCACUCAAGUGAAAAUGUUGUGCGCAAUGAGUUUGUAAAAUUCCUAUCCUAAUAAUAUAAGCAUUUGUUCAGUUGCAGAAAAAAUUGCUCUAA